AUGUUCGCUCGACUCACGCAGCUCACUAGGCACCUCUACCGACCGCCGUUCACCCGCCCAUCCGCGCCGCACGUCUCCUCCGCUACCCCCUUUUCCGCGUCGCGUGGGCUCGCUUCGAAAAUGACAUCAUCUGUCCCCGGUCAGAACAAGAUGAUCCAGACGGCGGCAGCCUUGAUCAUUGGUGAUGAGGUGCUUGGUGGGAAGACGGUUGACACAAACUCCGCUUUCUUCGCCAAGUUCUGCUUCUCCCUCGGAAUUCAGCUUAAGCGCAUAGAGGUCAUUGCCGACGAUGAAGACGAGAUUAUCGAGGCCGUGCGCCGCAUGAGCAACAACUACGACUUUGUCGUGACGAGCGGAGGAAUCGGCCCAACUCACGACGAUAUAACCUACACCUCCAUCGCAAAAGCCUUCAACCUCCCGCUAAAGCUCCACGAACCCGCCUUCGAGCGCAUGAAGCGCCUCUCAAAACCCCACCCCAACCAACCCCCACUCGACUGGGACAAGCCCUCCCCAACACUAACCGCCAAACUGCGCAUGGUCGAGAUACCACACGACGAGAACCUCCCGCUGGAAUCCCAAGCCAUCUUCGUCGCAGAGGACAUGUGGGUGCCCAUCGCCGUCGUCAACGGGAACGUGCACAUCCUCCCCGGUGUCCCGCGGCUCUUCGAGCGGCUUCUCGAAAACUUGCGUCCGCUCUUACUGCCGAGACUGGUCAACCCCGAGGGAAAGGGCAUUUAUCGGUACUUGUUUAGCACGCCGCUGCCGGAGAGUGCGGUUGCGCCGUAUUUGACGGAGUUGGCAGGGAGGACGGAGAGUCGGGGAGUUAAGGUUGGGAGUUAUCCAAGGUGGCAGAAGAAGCGGAAUACGGUUACGCUUGUUGGGACAGAUAAGGAGUUUUUGGAUUCGUUGGUCGAGGAGGUGGAGAAGAAUGUGCAGGGGAAGAGGGUUUCGCAGGAGGACGAGCUGGAUACGGCGUCGGAUAACGAGGAGUUUAGCCAGUAA
Messenger RNA from Aspergillus calidoustus, 1002 nucleotides. The record is from the annotation of a GenBank genome assembly. NCBI's taxonomy places the organism in Eukaryota, Fungi, Ascomycota, Eurotiomycetes, Eurotiales, Aspergillaceae.